Messenger RNA from Fonsecaea erecta, 720 nucleotides. RefSeq lists its product as hypothetical. Lineage: Eukaryota; Fungi; Ascomycota; Eurotiomycetes; Chaetothyriales; Herpotrichiellaceae. Gene Ontology annotation, cellular component: membrane. The record is from RefSeq and is a predicted model, not a curated record. The transcript has 3 exons. The coding region runs from base 1 to 720 and encodes 239 amino acids.
AUGUGUCUUCCCAUCGCGGCCGGCCUGGUGGUUGGUGGCUUCAUCUGUCGUGAGGUUUCGGCAUUCAAUGGCUCUGAUCAGGUCAGCGCCGUCCAGGGACUCUUUUAUACUGCGACAUAUAUUUUGAUCCUCCCGCUUUGUGCCCUCGUCCUUCAUUUAGACUAUCAUCUCCUCACCAGUUUCCCAUCUCCGAUCCCCCGAAUUCGUCCACCACUGUACCUCUUCUUCAUUUCCAUGUUCACCUCGGCCGUCAUCGCUUGCACUGCCCAGGGCUGCGCGACAUAUUUUUCCCCUGAGGGCCAGCCACCAGGGCAGAUCAGGUCAGGAAUACGCCUCGUCAAGGCGUCCCUAUUCUUGCAACUAUUUUGCAACCUGCUCCUCCUCAUCAUUCUCAAAGUCUGGAUCAUAAUGCUCUACGUCCGGCGCCGUCGGCUGGCCCAGGAAAUACCCCGCCCGCCACGCGACGUGAUCAAAGUGAUGGCUCUGCUCGUUUUCUGGCUCGGCAUGAUCAUCCUGACGAACGUCUUUCGCACGAUCCAAAUCUACGCUCAGCCCACUUCGCGACUGUGGACCAACGAGGGCUGGUUCUUCGGGUUUUUCGUCGCGGAGUUGGUCUUGUAUAGUGCAGUGUGGCACUUGGCACAUCCAGGACGCCUGAUGAGCCAGCGAGAAUGCGGGCUGGGAUCCCGUGGGUCAAAGAGCAACGCCGGGGAGACCUAA